Aphidius gifuensis is the source of this 737-nucleotide messenger RNA. RefSeq lists its product as uncharacterized. The record is from RefSeq and is a predicted model, not a curated record. The transcript has 6 exons. Lineage: Eukaryota; Metazoa; Arthropoda; Insecta; Hymenoptera; Braconidae. Bases 52 to 729 code for a protein of 225 amino acids.
UGUAUAUAUCGUGCUCGAUAAUAGCCCGUCAUUGACGAGCUCAAUAAUAAUAUGAAGAUUUGCAUCGUUCUAAAUUUUUUUCUACUUGUUCUAUUUCUAUGUAUCACAUCAUCGGAUGCACUUUUUUUUCACUAUCCAAAAAAUGUACUUUCAAAUUUUUUUAAUUCACUAAAAGCAAAAAAAGAAUUAAAACAUCCACCACCAGAUAUUCAUCAUCUACAUUUGCAUUAUUAUCCUGUGCCAAUUGUUCAUACAGCUGAAACGAUAUUAAAAGCUCCAGAUAAACAUGAACUUGAUACUUUACAUACAAAUAAAUUGGAAGCCUUGGGCUGGAAUGAUCAAGAAUUUAAGUACGUGCCAGAUCCAAUAAUUCAUCAUUUUCCAAGUUUUACAUCAUCAUGGAUUGGUAGUACAAAUAAUUUACAUGAUUUUCAUUCAGAACCAACAGGAUGGGAUACAGCUACAACCGGAAUUGAUCGUCAUUCAAGAAGUGAAUCCCGUAUAUUUAUUCAAAGACCAUUACAUCAACAAAUCAUUGUACAACAACCAAAGAAAAAUGAUAAAAAUAUUAAUCCAUUAUCUAUGUUUUUCAAGAAAAUACAUCACAUCAAAAAUUCAAUAUUCCAUUAUCCUGAUGGAAAACAAGAUAAUUCAGAUCAAAUACAUAAUAAUUUAAACAAUUUUUACGUUUAUAAUAAUUUAGCACCAACAUCCGCUGGAAAACUGUAAGUUUUCUU